Clonostachys byssicola is the source of this 1056-nucleotide messenger RNA. NCBI's taxonomy places the organism in Eukaryota, Fungi, Ascomycota, Sordariomycetes, Hypocreales, Bionectriaceae. The record is from the annotation of a GenBank genome assembly.
AUGAGCCCCGAGACUCUGCUUGUCAUCACCCCGUUCGCACCAGCGCAGGCAUGGAUUGAUGACCUUCGCAAAAAGGUACCUGAUAUCAAGGUUCAUGUUCAUCCAACAAAAAUGUACUCCAAGGAAGUCCCCGAGGAUAUACCUGUGGACGUUUGGGAAAACGCCACCGCACUGUAUACUUGGAAAGCGUUCCCUUCCAUAGAACUGGCUCCAAAGCUGCAGUAUGUCCAAUUGCAUAGCGCAGGUGCCAACCAAAUUCUUGGGCUUCCGUUAUUCGAGAAGACGGACAUUGUCUUCAGCACCUCCAAUGGAGUCCAUCCCCCUCAGAUCUCCGAAUGGGUAUUUGCAAGCUUUCUUGGAUUCCAACACCAUUUCCAUGAGCAUCUCGAGAAUCAGAAAAAGCGAAACUGGGUUGAUCCCGACUCAGAUGAAGACGUCGAAGACGCAGUCGGUUUAAGAGUUGGAAUUCUGGGAUACGGCGCAGUCGGCAGACAAGUUGCACGCGUCGCCAAAGCUUUUGGAAUGGAUGUCCACGCCCACACUCUCCAUGAGCGUCCUACACCCGAGUCGCGAAAAGAUGACGGAUUCACUGAGCCGGGUCUCGGCGAUCCAGCUGGUGAAUUUCCCUCAAAGUGGUUCCACGGCAAGGAGCAGCUCAACGACUUCCUCGGCUCCGAUCUUGACCUCUUUGUCAUCACGCUACCAGCUACACCUGCCACCGCCAACAUGAUUGGGGAAGAUCACUUUGACAUUCUUAGCAAGAAAAAGACAUUCAUAAGCAACGUUGGCCGUGGUUCUGUGGUUGACACUGAGGCGCUAAUUGCCGCUCUCGACUCUAAUAAGAUCCGUGGCGCUGCGCUGGAUGUGACAGAGCCAGAGCCGUUGCCCGCUGAUUCAAAGCUCUGGGGCUACAAGAAUGUGUUUAUCACGCCUCAUUGUGCUGGCAAUUCGAACCACUUCAACGAAAGAACAUUCAAAAUUCUUGCAUAUAACUUAGAGAGGCGAUCCAAGGGACAACCUCCGGUCAACCAAGUCGACAGAUCGCUGGGCUAUUAG